AAAUUAGAUAUAUGGAAAUAAAAAUAUUGAUGGUUUUUUUUUGAAUUAAAGGCAUAGUUUGUGGUCAGUCUAAUUUAAAUAAUUAAGGUGGUGAUUAGUUAUGGUUGAUUGCAGGGUCGUUUUCUGUGUUUAUAGAAUUCUUAUGCCUGGAACUCUUUUCUGACGGGUGCUUUUCAGUUAGUUAAACUCUUCAUCGAUACAGACUUUGUUAUUCCAUUGGAAGACUAACUAUAAAGUGGUCCUCUAAAUAGGAAAAUUCAGUUAUCUGGUCAUAAUUUAUAAUUAUUUAUUGCUUUCAAUUAGAUUUAUUUGAAACCCAAAAAAAGGAAAAAGGAAAUACUAAACGAAAUAGUUUAUGGGUUGUAGAUCAGUAGAGGACAUGAGUUGCUACAAAGAGUAUCCAAUAAUUUUGGUAGGCCAUUUUGUUCUUUAGCAUUCGAAAAUAUUGGAUUGAUAUGAAAGGGAUGUGGUGUAACAAAUAGUAGAUGGUACUUGUAAACUUUACUCUUAGUCGCUGAGUCAGUAGGUAUGAAUACAUGAAUCUUGGGUUAUAAUUAAGGGAAAACAAUUAAAGGUAGUAGUGAAGGAUUAAGGAAGGAGUUGUGUUUAUGAAGGGGAGGGCAUCAGGGCAGGUUGGCUUUAUUGGAAGGAUGAGGACAAUAUAUAGGCGCCGGUUGAUGAUGAGUGUAAAUAUCGAUGCAUGCAAAUAUCGAUGAAGCUUCCAACUUUACGAGCAUCCCCACUUCCCAUCUACAGAUUCACUACUUCUCAUCAUUACUCUAAAUAAGUAAGUGUAUACAUGGUGAUUCGUUGGCGUUCUAAUUAAGAAUAUAUAUAUAUAUAUAGGGUCCUGUUAGGUUGAGAUUAUUUACCUAAAUUGAGAAAUGAGAUGCAAUAUCAGCCACUAAUCCACAAGAUUAACUAAAUGUCAACAGCUAUUACAUUAUGUCAACACGGGGGUAUAACUGUCAUUUCAGUAAUCAAAUGGUGCAAAAAAAAUUCUAUUUCAAAUCAUUUUCCAAAACUCUCUAAAACACUCGGUUUCUCUGUGCAAACACAAAUUUGCUGAACUUCCUUCAAACAUACAUUUCUACAAUGACGAUUGAAGAUGAAAUUCGAAGAAAAUCGGUUGAAGCGCCGAUUGUAGCUGAAUCGGUUGAAGCGUCGACCGUAGCUGAAUCGAUUGAAGCGCCAAUUGAAGGAAAUCGGUGUUCCACAUCAGUGGUGGUUCCGCCUUCUUCCGCGGUGGUUCCGACUUCUUCCGCGGUGGUUCCGACUUCUUCAGAAAACAGAAAAAUAUCAAAGCGCAAAAGGCGUACCUCGGUAUCACAGAAAGAGUUAAUGAAUAUUGAGAAAAAACAAAAGAAAAGCAUAGAGAAUGAAAAACAGAGUGAGAAUGCUGAAAAUGUAUCUCAAAGGCUUCUAGUGAAAAUGAAGCCUUUGUUUUUUGUUGAAGCAAUAAGCCAAUUGAAUGAGGCACAGAUUAAUUCUGUGAAGGAGAUUGGUUUUGAGAGUGUCUUGCAUUACAAAAUUGAAUACAUUCCUAGUAGAUUAGCAUUUUCUUUGUUGAAGAGCUUUGAUGAAGAAAAGUGUAAGAUAAAGCUUUAUAAUGGGAAAAAAAUUCAUAUCACGGAAGAGGAUGUGGAGCUUGUGUAUGGAUUUCCAAGAGGUAACAUUACUUACUAUAGAGAGAAGUGGAAAAGUAAUGCACCUUUCAUGAGGGAGUUAGCAGAACAAUGCGAUACAAAACCAGGAAAUGUGAACCAUAAAGCUGUUGAACAACUUAUGUUAGCAGAUAAGGAAGGAGGACCACAGUUCAAGAGAUUGUUCUUGGUCCUAUUAGAAUCUGCAUUGAUUGAGCCUUCAACAUGUGGAAUGAUAAAAUCUAAGAUUGGAGAGAUAGUUGAUGAUUUGGAUAAUGUUAGAAAUAUCAACUGGUGCUCAUAUACAAUCUCUGUGCUCAAGUUUGCUAUUGAUAAUUGGUCGAAGACAGAGAAGAACGCCUUUGCAGGACCACUUCCCUUCCUCAUGCUCUACUACUUAGACAGAGUUACACAAGACACGCGUCCUGUUCCUCGCACAUUUCCAUUAAUGAAAGGAUGGAAAAGUGAGCAUCUACAGGCUAGAGAAGAUAGAGAGACAAGUGAAGGAGUUUUUGGUUUAGGACGUAUAAAGAAGAGAUAUGUCCGUACUCUGGAGCCGCACGAGGAAGAGAAGCAGGAGGUUGAGGUGGAUGAGCAGAUGCCUCAACAACAGAUUCCUGAUGACUGUGCAGUUGGGUCUUCCCAGAACCUACUCCCAAAAGAUUUCAUACAGGAGGAGCAGCAGCAAGGGAAUGAAGAAAAAAGUGUUAAUGUAAAUGAAAGUGGAGUUGGAUCUUCUUCUCAGAACAUACUCCCAUCACAUAUGGUGGCCAAUUUAGUAAAAUACAUCAAGCAGAUAAGUGAUGGCAGGACCAACCUUGUGAGAGUCCUCAAAGAAGCUUCAUCACAGAGCAAGAAUAAUGAUUUAUUCGGAUUUAUUUAUGAUAUUGCUAGAAGUGCAAUUGGAAGCCAAAAAUCUCCAGUUGCCUCUGUGAGUGACACUUUUCUCCAUUUGUCGCAGUCAUAUAAUAUAAACAACGAUGUCGCUGUUGAUAACUGGAAAGCUAUGUUUGAUUCAAUACGGAAUGCUGAAAAAGCAAACGAAACAAUUGAAGACUUGAAUGAAUUUCCAACUUUCAGAUUGGAAGAUUUCUUUGAUAAAGCUGUAGAACAAAGAAACAAAGAUAACUUACCUACCUCAACAGUUGGUGAUCCUGAAGAGGUCAGACCGUCUGUUGAAGAAGACGAACAAAGAAAGGAGAACAUGAUUUGUGAUGACCAUAACGAAUCAAACUCUCCUAUCUUGACAGCCAUACUAGGAUCUCCACGGACAGCAUCCCCAUCUCUCCCACAACAAGAAGUCAAUGCUUCAGAGCAUGACAACACACUCGCAUCACUAAUAGGAUCUGAGAACAGGGGAAGUGAGUUGACCUCACCAGUUGGUGAUCCUGAAGAGGCCAGACCAUCUGUUGAAGAAGACAAACAAAGAAAGGAGAACAUGAUUUGUGAUGACCAUAACGAAUCAAACUCUCCUAUCUUGACAGCCAUACUAGGAUCUCCACGGACAUCAUCCCCAUCUCUCCAACAACAAGAAGUCAAUGCUUCAGAGCAUGACAACACACUGGCAUCACUAAUAGGAUCUGAGAACAGGGGAAGUGAGUUGGAAAUUCAAGAAGAUGUUGAAGCUGAUAGAGAGUUAAGAACACAAGAUGCCUUGCACAUAUUAUCAAAAGUAUGUGAUGACUAUGAAAUCAGAAACAAUGAAGAAGCAAUCAAGGCCACAAACACCAUUGUUGAUAUCAUAAAUGAACAGGAAGAUAGGGAGGAUGCAGCUGCAUGCUCAAUUGUUGAAUAUAUGAUGCAAGAGGGUCUUGAAACAAUGGAUGACACACCUCCUGAAUGGAACGUGCAAAAACAAGGAUAUAAAUGGAUAGAGAAGAUGCAUGAGGAAAAAGAAAAAACUCCUGAAAACACAGAGAGAAGAAUGACUGUCUACCAGAACCCUGUUCCUAUCUCUGAGAUUCCACUGGCUGAAGCUAGAGAGAGACGGACUCAUGCUGAAAUGCGCCCCAGCCCAGUGCUACGAUCACCAUUUGAAAUAUGAGCUGUGCAUAUGAAACCAACCCUGAACCUGGAUGAAAGAGAUAUCUACUACUACAUAGUAGAAACUGAAGGAACAAAUGAUGAUACAUGUGCUUACACUAAUGGCUUUGUUUGGGCAUGCAAAGGAGUGUUUUCAUCUCUGAAACCCCAUACAGAAAUCAGUAUAGGUGUAAUUGAUGUAUGGGCAACAUACCUGAACUUCAGAGAAAAUGAAAGGGCAGAAACGUCACCUCCACGGCUGUUUCUAACAACAUCCCCAUGUUAUUUGAAUAUAACAAAUCGGGAGCCUCAUUGGAAUCCAUUACAAUCCAAGAACAACUUUAUAUCACGAAUUGAUCAAGAGACUAGUAGAAUACAAGAUUUUGAUUGGAGAAAAAUUGAUUUGGUCUUCUUCCCAGUUUUUACAAGUGGCUAUUACUACCUUGUUGUAUUUUGGAUGAAGAUCAACAAAAUUGAGAUAAUAGAUAGUGUCAAACCACCAAAAGGCAAGGAUCCAUUGGAAAACUAUAGCAUUGAAGUUGGAAUACUGAAAGAUAUGUUUGAGGCAUACUUCAAAGAGAAGAACAUAUCUGGGCUAUCAGAAAAUAUAAAGAAGUCUCCAUACAAAGUUGUUCCUUUAGAUUGGGCCACAAGCACCAAUAAAGAAGACAGUGGUAUAUAUUUGAUGAGACACAUGGAAACUUACUUUGGCAGAAAGGGAAGGGAAUGGAAUAUUGGCUUUUCUCCACGUGGCACAAAGAUUUUACAGAUACUCAGAGGAAGAUAUUGUGAAGCGAUGCUUACAUCAAGGAGCAACAAGAAGUGUAUGGAUAUGGUACGUGUCGCUGACGACUGGAUGACAGCAAACAAGCACAGAUUGCCUGAGUUACAGAAAAAGUUCAAGGAAUGGUUUAGCUGUAGAAGCAAGAAGUAAACAACUGUUUUAUUCUGAUUUUGAACAAAAAGUGGUUUGGAUAUUUGAUCUUAUUAUGUUUUUUAGAUGGAUAUGUUAAACAAUUAUCUCAAACUGAUUUUUAAA
Molecule: messenger RNA, 4704 nt
Organism: Salvia splendens (bonfire salvia)
Lineage: Eukaryota; Viridiplantae; Streptophyta; Magnoliopsida; Lamiales; Lamiaceae
Exons: 10
Coding region: 1096-3687 (863 amino acids)
Source: RefSeq, a predicted model, not a curated record